UAAUCCAUCUCUUCUACAUUCGAAAUUCGACCGUAAACUUCAAAUUCAAGGUUUAUUUUUAAACAAACUGAUAACGUGAGGUCGUAUCCCCACUUGAUGAGGAAAAUAAGUCACAAUACGUUCCGAGAAGCAGUGUGGUGUGUGAAGUGACAAGAUGUACAAAUUCCUCUCAAUCCUGGUGCUCCUGGCAUUGUGCCGCGCUCAAGACGAAGGGGGCGACCUGGAGUCCAUCAUCAAGCAGCUCCAGAACCAGAAUAAUGGAGCGACGCAAGCGCCGCAGUCGUCCACUUUGGUGCCGAGCAUAGUUAACAAUAACGCGGACGAUGGCGACAAGUCCUGUAUGACAGCAGACAACCAGAACGGCGAGUGUGUGCCGUACUACUUGUGCGGCGCCAACGACACCAUUAUCAAUGAUGGUGUCGGCAUCAUCGACAUCAGAGUUAAGGAUGGCGAAUGCAAGUCGUACUUAGACACGUGCUGCCUGCCGCCAGACCGCAAGACCCCGGACAACCCCAUCACCCCCGCGCCUCCUGCUAAGAACCGAGAGGGCUGCGGCUGGCGUAACCCCGACGGUCUCGGGUUCCGUAUCACCGGCGCCGCCGACGGAGAGGCCAACUUCGGCGAGUUCCCGUGGAUGGUGGCCAUCCUCAAGAUCGAACCAGUACACGAGAACGAGCCAAACGGCCAGAAGCUCAACGUGUACGUCGGCGGUGGCUCCCUCAUCCAUCCCAGCGUGGUUUUGACAGCGGCCCACUACGUGUCCAACGGGAACCAACUGCGAAUCCGCGCUGGCGAGUGGGACACACAGACGAAGAGCGAGGUGUAUCCGUACCAGGACCGUGAUGUCAAGGAGGUGGUGGUCCAUAAGGACUUUAACAAAGGCAACCUGUUCUACGACAUAGGUCUCCUCUUCCUGGCGUCCCCCGUCGACGCGGCGCCGAACAUAGGCGUCGCUUGCCUGCCGAGCCCCGGCGUACGCGCCGUCGGCGGCAAGCGCUGCCUGGCCAGUGGGUGGGGCAAGGACCACUUUGGGAAGGAGGGCCGGUAUCAGGUCAUACUUAAACGGGUGGAAGUCCCUGUAGUAGACCGCGCGCGCUGCCAGCAGGAGCUGCGCAAGACCCGCCUCGGCAAAUACUUCGAGCUGCACAGCUCCUUCAUGUGCGCCGGGGGCGAGUCCGGCGCCGAUACGUGCAAGGGUGACGGCGGAUCGCCCCUCGUCUGUCCUUCUGAGUACGAGAAGGACCGCUACAUCCAGUACGGAAUCGUCGCGUGGGGCAUCGGCUGCGGCGACCAGACGCCGGCCGUGUACGUCGACGUCGGACACCUCCGGUCCUGGGUCGACGACAAGGUCCGCGGACACGGAUACGACGAGAAAGUUUACACUUACCUCGACUAGGUUUACAGAUGUCUUGCAGGCGGUUAGCACUCACCGCCGCCUAUCACUUUGCAUCAUUGUUUCGUCGGCUACAUUUUCUCGGCAGCUACUUCUAAAAUAAAGCGCCAAUUGUCUUAAAUCCCAUAAUGAAAAUGAGGUAAACAUACAGAAAUAGGUUCAUAUUUUGUAGUAGUUAUGUGGAGAAGACAGACAUAUAAAAUUUUUGGUUAGGAAGACAGUCAGAGCGUCAUGGGGCAAGAACUUUCGUAUUUGUACCUACACGUACAUACUUAGUCAGAACAGAAAAGCUUUGCUCCCUCUGCUCUACCGACCUCUGUAGACGGUCUUACCUGGGACUUGGGAGACGGUCUUCCCACAUUGACCUUAUAAAAUGCAUUGUGGGUGUGAGUCAUAGGAAUUAUAUAUCGGGACCUACCGCGUUCUUGAUUAUUUCGUCUAGUAACUAGACUAAGUAGUUGCCUUCUCUAUCAGUCGAAACUUAAGACCGCUAGAGGCAGAUAAAAUUUCGU
Cydia strobilella is the source of this 1905-nucleotide messenger RNA. RefSeq names its product phenoloxidase-activating factor 2 (gene CLIP11). Gene Ontology annotation, biological process: proteolysis. The coding region runs from base 155 to 1396 and encodes 413 amino acids. The record is from RefSeq and is a predicted model, not a curated record. NCBI's taxonomy places the organism in Eukaryota, Metazoa, Arthropoda, Insecta, Lepidoptera, Tortricidae. Gene Ontology annotation, molecular function: serine-type endopeptidase activity. The transcript is spliced from 9 exons.